This is a messenger RNA of Fusarium subglutinans, 2139 nucleotides long. RefSeq names its product bikaverin cluster-transcription factor. Gene Ontology annotation, molecular function: DNA-binding transcription factor activity, RNA polymerase II-specific; zinc ion binding; DNA binding. The record is from RefSeq and is a predicted model, not a curated record. Bases 1 to 2139 code for a protein of 712 amino acids. NCBI's taxonomy places the organism in Eukaryota, Fungi, Ascomycota, Sordariomycetes, Hypocreales, Nectriaceae. The transcript is spliced from 2 exons. Gene Ontology annotation, biological process: DNA-templated transcription; regulation of DNA-templated transcription.
AUGGCAUUCUCAAUCUCAGAGAACUCCCCUCCGAGGGUUCCGACGACUUCAUUCACCGCCGAAACUGCGAGAAUAAGUUCUACUUCAGACUCUCCAAUUGUAACUCCAUCUACUCCUUCUGAUCCACUUCCUCUGCGCAGCUGCACAUUUUGCCGCCAGCGGAAAGUCAAAUGCGAUCGUCAGAAGCCCUGCAGCAACUGCCUCCGCGCCAAUAAUGACUGUUCCUAUCCCGCUGGUCGUGGUAGAGCUGCUAAAAGAUAUACUCGAACUCUGGAUACUCGUCUUGUUGAUCGGCUCCAUAAAUUGGAAAACGUCAUCAAGCAACUCACUACUGAGGUCGAUGCCACAGACAAUGCUAUUCGAUCUGGCAGCGGUGCAGAUCGAGAUGAUAUUGAACCGUCUACAGGUGGUGGAGGAGAUUAUCCUUCGGGACUAGACAAUGCUGCCCCUCAUGCUUCCAUCGACCAGCAGCUUGGUCGUCUGAUGAUAGAUGAUAGCAAGAGCUACUACGUCAGCAACAUUCUAUGGGCCAACCUAGGAAACGAAAUAGAAGAAUUGCGUGACAUGCUACACGAUCCUUUAUCUGAAGACGAAAUCGAUAAUGGUAUCGACGCAUCUGGGCCUAUGCCAGAAGUGGCCUCACCUCUUGGAACAAGCGCUUCAGUCCUAGGAUAUCGUUCCCUCUGUCAUUCUCUUCUUAACUAUCAUCCACCCAUGCACGUAUCUGUCACUCUCUUGAAUAUCUUCAUCGAGAAUGUCCUUCCAUUAGUUCAUAUCUUCCAUAUGCCGACUACCGAGCAGUGGUUUUGGGAUUCUAUUGUCUCACUCGACACACUCGAUAGAAACGCAGAAGCCUUGCUAUUCGCUAUAUACUACUCAUCAGUCAUUAGCAUGGAUGACAGCCAGUGCUCGGAAGUCCUUGGGGAGUCACGUUCUACCUCGCUAAACAAGUUUCGCUUCGCAGUCGAGCAAGCUAUGGCCCGCGCAAACUUGCUGAAUACACAGAGCCUCGUGCUCCUCCAGGCAGCUGUUCUGUUCCUCUCAGGGCUGCGCAACGAAGAUGAUUCCAGAACGACAUGGUCCCUAACGUCGCUUGUUUUUCACAUCGCCCAAGCUAUGGGUCUACAUCGCGACGGCACGACCUUUGGUUUCAAGCCAUUCGAUACCGAACUACGGCGGCGGCUAUGGUGGCAUAUAUGUCUGCUAGACAUGCGCUCCUCGGAGUUUCACGGAUACGAACCUAUAGUACGAGAGGACAUGUUUGACACAAAGCUUCCCCUCAACAUCAAUGAUAGCGAUCUCACCCCCCAUAUGACGGAGGUUCCUGUAGAGCAUGAGGGAUGUACUCAGAUGACGUUCUGUCUGAUCCGUUGCGAGGUGAUGAAAGCCGGCUGGAAGGUUGGAUAUGCAUCACCGACUCCAAGCUCGACAGCCAGUGCAGCACGAGGUGAUGAUGAACUAAUCGUUCAAGAACUCAAGCGCCGGUUAGAGGAGCGUUAUCUGCGUCACUGCGAUGAAUCCGUGCCAUUCAUGCUGUUUACAUCGAAGGUCGCCCGACUCAUCGUUGCCCGUACAGGGCUCAUUGUUGACUUUCCAAGGAAGCAGAAGGAAGCAGAAGCGUCGACAAACAUUCGAGACCGACUAUCUUCCAUCUCAAUGGAAGUCCUUGAACUUUCCAGUUUUAUCAUGACAAACAGCAGUAUCUCGAAGUGGACAUGGCACUCCAAAGCGCAUAUCCAGUGGCAUGCUGUCAUCUUUGUGCUGUCCGAGAUCUGCUCCCGGCCAGCUUCCACGGAAUGCGACCGAGCAUGGGAGUUUAUCAACACGGUUCAUAAUCGAUGGAACAUGAACGAGAGGGGCAAGAGAGGGAACCUCUGGAGGCCGAUUCAGAGACUCAUGGUCAAGGCUCGUUAUGUACGUGAGAUGCAACAGUUGGAUCCGGGUUUUUAUCUUGCUGGAAGAAUGGCUAUGCCUGAUGCGACACCCAUUCAGACUGGAAGUGUUGGGUUGCAGAAGGAAACUUCAAGUUCAUCCGAUAUGACUGACAUAGCGAGCCCGAAUGGGUACAUGGAUUGGAUGCUUGGAGAUCUUGGGAUAGACCUCUACGGUGGAAUUGCAAACGGACCCAGCUGGGGCUAG